AUGGCGUUCACGCCCACUGAACAGCCCUCCUCUACCUCUACCUUCCCUUCGCGCCAGAAGCCUAUUCCCUAUUCGACCGAGAACGGCAAGCGGACGCCCCUCUCAUCCAUCCUCCCGCCCCUCAUCUUCGGUACCGCAACCUUCAACCACCAGUUUAACAGCGAUCCGUUUGCCCUCGAUACCGUCGGUCUCGUAACUUCUGCCCUCACACACGGCAUCCGCGCCUUCGACACAUCGCCCUACUACGGCCCCUCCGAAGAGCUACUUGGCAAUGCGCUCGCUACACCUUUCGUCCGCGAGACGUUCCCUCGCGCCUCCUACAUGAUUUUGACAAAGGUAGGGCGCGUGAAAGGAGACGAGUUCGAUUACUCGGCACGGUGGGUCCGCCAGAGCGUACAGCGCAGUCUGGAGAGACUGCACACAGAUUAUCUCGACCUGGUGUACUGCCAUGACAUCGAAUUCGUCUCAGCCGCCGAAGUCCUAGAAGCAGUCACCGAGCUGCGCAAGCUGAGAGACGAGGGCAAGAUCCGCUACGUCGGCAUCUGCGGCUACCCUCUCGACGUGCUGGGCGACAUGGCCGAGAUGCUGCUGCGCGAGACGGGCGAACCCAUAGACUGUGUGCAAUCCUACGCGCAUUUCAACCUGCAGAACCAAACCCUCGGCGGCCCGCGUGGCAUCGAACGCUUCCACAAGGCCGGUGUAGACGUUACGACCAAUGCCUCAUGCUUGGGGAUGGGCCUCCUUCGCCGCGAAGGCGUUCCAAUAGGCGGGCUGGGAGACUGGCACCCCGCGCCGCGCGAGCUCCGCACCGCCGUUCAUGAAGCAUCCAAAUUCUGCGACUCCCACUCUGAGAAGAUAGAAGUCAUCGCCAUCCGCUGGGCGCUCGAGACGUGGGUCUCAAAGGGUGCACUGUGCGGCUCCCCGCGGCGACCCCGCUUCCGGCCUCCCCUGGAAGCAUGA
Didymosphaeria variabile is the source of this 960-nucleotide messenger RNA. RefSeq lists its product as uncharacterized. Gene Ontology annotation, biological process: dehydro-D-arabinono-1,4-lactone biosynthetic process. The coding region runs from base 1 to 960 and encodes 319 amino acids. Gene Ontology annotation, molecular function: D-arabinose 1-dehydrogenase [NAD(P)+] activity. The record is from RefSeq and is a predicted model, not a curated record. NCBI's taxonomy places the organism in Eukaryota, Fungi, Ascomycota, Dothideomycetes, Pleosporales, Didymosphaeriaceae. Gene Ontology annotation, cellular component: cytosol. The transcript has a single exon.